This is a messenger RNA of Triticum turgidum subsp. durum (durum wheat), 1530 nucleotides long. NCBI's taxonomy places the organism in Eukaryota, Viridiplantae, Streptophyta, Magnoliopsida, Poales, Poaceae. The record is from the annotation of a GenBank genome assembly.
AUGGCGAGCUUCGCGAGGCAGGAGCACCAGUUCCUCGCCGAGCUCGGCCUCGCGCCGCGCAACCCGGGCUCCUUCGCCUGCGGCGCCUGGGGCGGCUCGGGCCCCGUCGUCACCACCACCAACCCUAGCAACAACGAGGUCAUUGCUGAGGUCGUUGAGGCGUCCAUGGACGACUACGAGAAGGGCAUGAGCGCCUGCUUCGACGCCGCCAAGACAUGGAUGGCUAUUCCGGCUCCAAAACGAGGAGAAAUUGUUAGGCAGAUUGGUGAUGCACUGAGAGCAAAGCUUCAUCACCUUGGCAGACUUCUGUCACUUGAAAUGGGGAAAAUUCUCCCUGAAGGAAUUGGGGAGGUUCAGGAAAUUAUUGACAUGUGUGAUUAUGCCGUGGGGCUAAGUCGUCAGCUAAAUGGAUCCAUCAUACCAUCUGAACGCCCAAACCAUAUGAUGAUGGAGGUCUGGAAUCCUCUUGGAGUUGUUGGUGUCAUCACAGCAUUCAAUUUCCCUUGCGCCGUGCUCGGUUGGAAUGCUUGCAUUGCUUUGGUCUGCGGCAACUGUGUUGUCUGGAAGGGUGCUCCAACUACUCCAUUGAUCACUAUUGCAAUGACUAAAAUAGUGGCUAGUGUAUUUGAGAAGAACAACUUGCCAAGUGCAAUCUUCACAGCUUUUUGUGGGGGUGCUGAAAUUGGCCAAGCAAUUGCUCUUGACACAAGGAUACCUUUGGUUUCAUUCACAGGAAGUACAAAGGUUGGUCAAAUGGUUCAGCAACAGGUUAGCGCGAGAUUUGGUAAAUGCCUUCUUGAACUUAGUGGGAACAAUGCCAUUAUUGUCAUGGAUGAUGCAGACAUUCCACUAGCUGUGCGGUCUGUUUUGUUUGCUGCUGUUGGCACAGCAGGACAACGAUGCACUACAUGUCGUAGGCUGCUUCUUCAUGAAAGCAUAUAUCAAACAUUUCUUGAUCAACUUGUUGAGGUUUACAAACAAGUCCGUAUCGGGGACCCUAUGGAAAAGGGCACCUUGCUGGGACCACUGCACACUACUGCAUCUAAAGAAAGCUUUUUGAAAGGCAUCCAAAAUAUCAGAUCCCAGGGAGGAAAAAUCCUUCUAGGAGGAUCUGCUAUUGAAUCAGAAGGGAACUUUGUUCAACCAACAAUUGUGGAAAUUUCACCUUCUGCGCCAGUUGUGAGGGAAGAAUUGUUUGGUCCUGUCCUUUAUGCCAUGAAAUUUCAGACCCUGAAGGAAGCAAUUGAAAUCAACAAUUCUGUUCCUCAAGGAUUGAGCAGUUCUAUAUUUACAAGGAAACCAGAUGCUAUUUUCAAGUGGAUCGGGCCUCAUGGUAGUGAUUGUGGUAUAGUGAACGUAAAUAUACCCACUAAUGGUGCUGAAAUUGGUGGAGCUUUUGGUGGAGAAAAAGCAACCGGUGGUGGACGAGAAGCGGGAAGUGAUUCCUGGAAGCAGUACAUGAGGAGGGCCACUUGUACAAUCAACUAUGGAAGCGAGCUGCCUCUAGCACAGGGAAUAAACUUUGGCUAG